UCGGUGGUUCUCGUACAAAAGUGCUUAAGCACAAAGAGAGAGAGAGAGAGAGAGAGAGAGAGAGAGAGAGAGAGAGAAUACUUCGCCGGUAACCGGACACUCUGAUUCUCAGUGCUCGGGUUCAGUAGAAAGUUGAGGGAGAACACGAGCGCGAGCGCGAGCAGGAACCCCAGCAGGCGGAGUAACAGAGGAGCGGAAAAGGAGGAACGGGGACGAUUCUGCUUUUCUGCUUUCCGACAUUCUCAGUUCCACAUCAGCGGCCGCCAUCGUUACCGGGUGGAUUAGUAACAGCUGCUCGGGAGUGACGUUGAAUAAAAAAAGGCAGGAAAUGAUGUAAAUGUUUAUUAUAUAUAAUAAUAACAGUUAUAGUGCGAAGAGACCGGGAGCGCGCGUGCGUACGGGAUGUUUCUCUUCACAAAGCCCCAUUAGGAGUUACUUUGGAUAUUUUUGAUAUAUAUUGCCGUUAGAAGCGUUCCUCGGAGCGCAUGCGUUCUCGGGAACCGGGACUGUGAUCGGCGGAGGCCGCCGCCUGGCGCGCGGGGCGAGAUGGCCGCGUCGGGAGGAGCGAAGAGCGGCAAGCUGGACGAGGCGCAGGCUCUGGCGCGGAGCUGCGCGGGGAGACCCGACUUCCUGCCGUGCGACGGGCUCUCCAUCUGCGCCACGCACAGCCACGGCAAGUGCUUCAAGCUGCACUGGUGCUGCCACCUGGGCUGGUGCCACUGUAAAUAUGUCUACCAGCCUAUGACCAGUGUGUGCCAGCUUCCCACCACAGCAGUCCCUGCCUCUCCCUCAAAUCACACCGACACCAUGAACCUGACGAUCUCCUUGACCGAGCGUCUCCUCAGGAAUGCACCCAAAUUUAGAGCUCCACCCUGCCCAGAGUCCCCUAGAUUCUGCAUCAUCUCUGAUCUUUUUGUCGAUGACUACAUUGUAAAACGCAUCAACGGCAAGAUGUGCUACGUUCAGAGGCCUCCGACAACGGCGCCUGUUCCUCCAGAGAGAGCGCCAGCCUCACCACCCCAGCCAUCCAGUCAGCACGCUCAAAAUAAGCCCUCCCAAGUAGCCCAAACUCCAACCACACAAGGUCAAAAUGGCCCCAAAAUGGACCACUGCUCCUCACCAUCCAGCUCAGAAGACUCUGGAAUCAACGCCUUGGGUCUUCACUACGUGGAGUCGUGCGAGGACGACUCCUGUGAGGAAGAUGAGGAGGAGGACGAGGAGGAUGACGAUGAAUUGAGCACAGAUGGCAACUCCAGUCCCGGGAGUCUCUGGGAGCAGGACGAAUGCACUCUACUCUCGCCGUCCAAGUCGACUGUGGAAAUAAUCGAGAAUAUUGAGACGACUGUCUAACACAAGACAAGACCAAUUUUGCUUUAACACGUGCAUUACCAGAAGAUGCAAGUUGGUUGAACAAAACAAGAGCGCAAUCUAAAAGACAACUGGACAAAUGGUGAUAAUUACAUGGAAAUCUUCUCACCAGUUCUCCUCUCACCCACUUUUCAUAUCCUUUAUACUAAUGUCUCCUCUUUGCAUGGUGGCCCUGCUAUGGAUUGUACACAGUAGAUUUCACAAGAACAUUCAUGCAUGUAUGUAGUACCACAAAUGGGCAAAUGAAGCUGUUACGCAGGGUUUCUGCACAGGCGAGGCGAGGAAAAAAACGACACAAACACAAGCACACAUUUCCUCAGUAAGCGUAAAGGAGUUAGUGCUUACUUUACAGGAAUAACCUUGCAUGGAUAUGCUUUCUCUCCAAGGACCUGAAUAUUAAAUACAUCACAAAUGAACAGAGGAGAAUAAGAUUGGCAAUAAAAGGAGGCAAUAGAGUGAGAAUAUGAAAUGUCAUCUUCUGUAGAAGAGAAGGGGGGAAAAAAAGUGGCAGAAAAAAAGAGAGAGAAGGGCAGAACAGGGUGAGAGACUCUUCAGUCGCUUUUAAGCAGGCACCAUUGGAAGUGUGACUAAAUCAUGCAUGAGUUCAGAAGACAGUAAGGACACGAGGUGAAGAAAAACCACAUAUUCGCAAAGUCUCUACAGAGUAUCAACUUAUAUCUUCCUUUCAAUUUAUCCUUCCUCAGCAGUGAAGAGCCCUGAAGCUUUCAGGAGAUUUAGCAGAAUGAAUUCCAAUGUCUUGACAAUCAUUUAAUGAUAUAGGUCUAGGGGCAGUUUCAGUGAAAUGAUUAUUAGCAGAACUUCAUAGGGGGCAUGUCCGUCUUAAAACACAGCACGGAUUCUUUGAACCAUUUGUAGCAGUAUAAAAGCUACCAUGCUGCUGUGAUCACUGAAACCGAAUCGAGCUCAAGCUCAGAGAGCAGCAGUUAUUUCUUUUGAGGAUGUUUACUGUCAAUACUUCUCCCCCCCCCAACUAAAUACACAAAGCCUAUUUAAUAGCCAAUAAUGUAUGACCUAAGCACAUGAUGAACUUACUCCACAGUUUUUGGAUGGAAGUGGUUACCUAUUUUAUACUACCGUGGGCAGCCGUGGUCAUCUCUACAUCCUAAGAGACAGAUGUUCGGGUACUUUGAAGCUGGUAUCCUACACGUUAAAGCACAGCCUGCAUGGACGUGAGAGCUACGAGCCAACAGUCUAAUACCAAGCAUUAAAAACCACUUCAGCCCAACUCACCACCACUGAUUAUUGACGAAAGUGCAUGAAUUCACAACAGUCCGAUAUAACCAUGAUGAUUUUAGCUAGUCUGAGACAUAAAUGAGAUUACUAUUCCCAGGACAAAGUGAUUUUAACACCCCUUUUCACAACAUUAUACAACUGUACAGUACUUUCCUUUCGGGUUCAGAAAUCCCUGAUAUGGGAUUAUAAUUGCAUUUAAAAUCACAUACAAAUCAGUUUAGUGCAGUAAGAAAGAGACUGUUAAAGAUCCCUGUCGCUGUCCUUCCCUGGAGUGGACACUAAACUAUUGCUGACAAUCCACUCCUUCCCGUCUCUGAUCAGUCUGUAAUGAUAGCGUCUCUAUUUAUAAGCACAGAACUUUGUCACUGCCUGAGCAGAAGAGUACAUUUUGAAGCUACUUUUUAAAGUAGAAAACCUAACUGACCCAUCAUCCAUCCCUGAGGAACCCCACACUCAAUUAUUUGUAUGAUUACCUCUCCUGCUGGUGGAUAAAUAAAUGGGUGUCCCUGUAUUUCUGCGGUUUUGUAUCAGGGAAUACUGUAGCUAUAAACAUGUACUGUAGAUACACAAAUGUUGAUCUCGCCUUUAAAUAAACCCCUUUCUUAUACCA
Silurus meridionalis is the source of this 3232-nucleotide messenger RNA. RefSeq names its product chromosome 24 C3orf70 homolog (gene c24h3orf70). The transcript is spliced from 3 exons. NCBI's taxonomy places the organism in Eukaryota, Metazoa, Chordata, Actinopteri, Siluriformes, Siluridae. The record is from RefSeq and is a predicted model, not a curated record. The coding region runs from base 547 to 1350 and encodes 267 amino acids.